This is a messenger RNA of Athene cunicularia (burrowing owl), 7597 nucleotides long. RefSeq names its product YEATS domain containing 2 (gene YEATS2). Gene Ontology annotation, biological process: chromatin remodeling; regulation of transcription by RNA polymerase II. Gene Ontology annotation, cellular component: NuA4 histone acetyltransferase complex. Gene Ontology annotation, molecular function: histone binding. The record is from RefSeq and is a predicted model, not a curated record. The transcript is spliced from 30 exons. Lineage: Eukaryota; Metazoa; Chordata; Aves; Strigiformes; Strigidae. Bases 332 to 4555 code for a protein of 1407 amino acids.
GUGCGAGGGACGCCCGGCCCUCCCGCAGCCCCCCUACCCGGGCGCGGGGGGUGUCCCCGCCGUCCCCGCGGCUGCGGUUGGCCGCUGCAGCACAGCCCCCGGGGGCCGCGGGGGACCGGCGGCGGCUGGAGCUCCUGGGCGCUGCAGAACGGGACCAGCUCGGGGCUGUGCGGCUCCAGGCUGACCUCCAGCAACCGGGGAGGGCAGGAGGUGUCCCGGCUCCUUCGGGAGCCGCACCGCAGGCCUCCCCGCGGGGAGCGGCUGAAGCCCGCCCGGGAGGUCGCUGUGGGGGGACGAUAAUGCUGUUAUUUUCCCUCGCAGUGGAGAGAACAUGUCUGGGAUCAAGAGAGUGAUCGCAGAGAAAGACCCCGAUUACGAAGAGAUCACCGUCACCCAUCCCAGCAAGCGCCACAAAGCAGCCGAACAGUCAGCUCGAGAUGUUGCUGUGCAGAAGAUUGAAACCAUUAUAAAAGAACAGUUUGCUGUCGAAAUGAAGAGUAAAGAACAUGAAAUUGAAGUUAUAGAUCAGCGCCUGAUUGAAGCAAGAAGGAUGAUGGAUAAGCUGCGUGCCUGUAUUGUGGCAAACUAUUACGCAUCCGCCGGUCUCCUGAAAGCUGGAGAGGGGACCAGGUCGUGUGAUGCAACAAUUCUUAAUCACCCUUCAAUCAAGAAAUUCUUGGAAUCGCCCUCCAGAUCAUCAUCUCCAGCUAACCAGGGCUCAGACACUCCAUCUGCUAACCACUCCGAGAGCGACUCGCUCUCUCAGCACAAUGACUUUCUCCUGGACAAAGACAAUGGCAACUUGGACACAGACGAGCGGCUGACAAACAGCCUGGACCAGAGACAGAGCAGAAAUACUGGCCGGGACAGUUCAGGUGUUUCCAGCUCUCAAAAACCAGGACAGCGAAAUGCCGGACUGUCAAAUGAUGAAACCUCACGGCUUUAUGUGAAGAAAACAAUUGUGGUUGGCAACGUCUCCAAGUACAUUCCCCCUGACAAGAGAGAAGAAAAUGAUCAGUCGACCCAUAAAUGGAUGGUGUAUGUCCGAGGCUCCCGGAGAGAACCCAGCAUAAAUCAUUUUGUCAAGAAAGUUUGGUUCUUCCUCCAUCCCAGUUACAAACCUAAUGACCUGGUAGAAGUGAGAGAACCUCCAUUUCACCUGACCAGGAGAGGCUGGGGAGAAUUUCCAGUGAGAGUCCAGAUACACUUCAAGGAUAGCCAGAACAAGAGGAUUGAUAUCAUACACAAUUUGAAGUUGGACAGGACCUACACAGGCUUGCAGACACUUGGCGCAGAAACGGUAGUGGAUGUGGAGCUACAUAGGCAUUCCCUUGGCGAGGAGUAUCUCUUCUCCCAGUCUUCAGAGUCUGACCUUUCAGAUGUUCCUACAUCUUUACCACUGCCAUUGAAUAUCCCAGCCCCAGUCAAGGCUUCUUCACCAAUUAAACAGUUGCGGGACUCCAGCCCAGAUGCUUCCGUGGACAAAGGAUUCCCUGGGAAUGCUGAAACCGAAAGACAUGCCACGUUUUAUUCCCUGCCAUCUUCGAUAGAACGGACUCCCACCAAGUUAGCCACACAGAAAGUUGCCUUUGGCUCUCAAGGAAAUUCAGCCUUUCAACCCAUUGCAGCUAGCUGUAAAAUAGUGCCUCAAGGUCAGAGUCCAAGCCCUGCAGAGUCACCAGGAAAAUCCUUCCAGCCUAUCACCAUGAGUUGCAAGAUUGUAUCAGGUUCUCCAAUAUCAACCCCUAGUCCAUCUCCGCUACCUCGUACCCCAACCUCCACUCCGGUGCACAUGAAGCAAGGCUCUGCUAGUUCAGUUGUUAAUAAUCCAUAUAUUAUUGUGGACAAGCCUGGACAGAUGGUUGGAGCAGCAGCCACAAGCACAGGGAGCCCAACCAGCAAACUGACCAGUGUUUGUCAGGCCUCUCAUGGAACUUCAUCUCCUGUAUCAAAGACCCACGGGAGCAGUUUUGUCACCUCAGCUGUCAAGCAGGAGGACUCUCUGUUUGCCACCAUGCCACCCCUUUGUCCCAUUGGGAGUCAUUCCAAGGUGCAAAGCCCCAAAUCGGUCACUGGAGGACUUGGAGCUUUUACAAAGGUGAUAAUAAAGCAGGAGCCAGGAGAACUGCCCCAGCAACCCCAGCUACCAGCAACAGGGACAACCACGCAGACCUCUGUGCAGCAGUACGUCACUGUAAAAGGGAGCCACAUGUUAGCCUUGUCACCGCAGAAGCCUGUCGUGAGCACAGGCGAGGGGACGGUGCAGUCUAAGGUUGUUGGCGUUCCAGUUGGUUCUGCUUUACAGUCGACAGUGAAACAAGCAGUGGCUAUAAGUGGUGGCCAGAUACUUGUGGCAAAAUCUAGCUCUUCAGUAGCAAAGGCUGUUGGUCCGAAGCAGGUUGUGACUCAAGGUGUAGCCAAAGCCAUUGUGAGUGGAGGCGGAGGGACAAUUGUUGCUCAGCCUGUGCAGACUAUAACAAAGGCACAAGUUUCUUCUACAGGUGCUCAGAAAAGUACAUCUCAAGGCUCAGUGAUGGCUACACUGCAGUUACCAGCCACCAACCUGGCAAACUUGGCAAAUUUACCACCAGGCACCAAGCUGUAUCUCACCACCAACAGCAAGAAUCCUUCUGGGAAAGGAAAACUGCUUCUGAUACCCCAAGGAGCCAUACUGCGAGCCACAAAUAAUGCCAGUCUCCAAUCUGGUUCUUCUACAAAUAGUGGAGGAGGAGGAGGAGGAACAACCCAAAGCACAAGCAGUAACUUGUCACAGCACCUCACCUAUACAUCCUACAUCCUGAAGCAGACACCCCAGGGCACCUUUUUGGUUGGCCAGCCUUCUCCUCAGAGUUCUGGAAAGCAGCUGACUCCAGCUUCAGUUGUUCAGGGCAGUGUAGGAGUUGGAGCAUCUUCCACACAAGGACAAGCACUAAAAGUGAUAACUGGACAGAAAACAGCUCUGUUUACACAGGCUGCACCCAGUGGACAGACAUCACUGGUGAAAAUAUCAGAUGGGUCUAUAAAAUCAGUGCCUGCCUCAUCCCAGCUCUCUAAACCUGGCACCACUGUGCUGAGAGUAUCCGGAGGUGUUAUCACCACUGCUGCUGCUCCUGCUGUGGCCCUUCCCACAAAUGGGGUGGCCCAGCAAAUAGAUAAUGCAAGUUCUGGCUCAUCAUCUUCUGGAACUCCUGCAGCAAAGACAUCUGGACAGCAACAGCAAAUCUGUGUAAGCCAGAGCCAGUCUACUUCAUCAGUCGUGAAUAAGACUGCUACUUCCACUGUUGUAAGUGUUGCUUCUCUGAUGACUACACCAACGCCUGUGGCUGGAAAAGCUGCAGUAUCAGGGUUGCUAAAAAUCCACUCAAAUCAGUCUAGUCCACAGCAGGCUGUUCUGACAGUUCCCAGCCAGCUUAAACAGCUCGGUGUAAACACAGCUUCUGGAGGUGUUCAGACAAUACUCAUGCCUAUGAACAAAGUGAUACAGUCACUUUCUACCAGCAAAGUUUCAGCUGUUUCGGCUGUCACAGCAGCAAGUACGGUUGUCCCUAGUCCCUCUCCAGCAUCCAUCACUAAAGUUAAGAUGGAGCCUGAUUCAACAGGACAAAACUGCAAUUCUGUGGGUACCCAAGAAGGCCAAGCAGCAGUAAAAACAGAAGAGAGCUCUGAACUUGGGAAUUACGUUAUCAACAUAGAAUAUUUGGAGAAUAUCCAGCAGCUUUUAACAGCAAUAGUGAAGAAGGUUCCAUUAAUUGCUGAAAAAAAUGAAGAUGCAAGCUCUUUUUGCGCCAGUUCAGUGGAACAGUAUUACAGCUGGAAUAUUGGGAAGAGGAGGGCAGCCGAGUGGCAACGAGCAAUGACAGUGAGAAAGAUCCUACAAGAAAUCAUAGAAAAGCACCCCAGGUUUCACAAUAUUACUCCCCUGAAAACAAAGCACGUGGUGCACUGGUGUCGAUGCCAUGGCUACACUCCACCUGACCCUGAGACCUUGCGGAACGAUGAGGACUCAAUUGAAGAUGUGCUGACGCAGAUAGACAGUGAGCCAGAAUGCCCUUCAUCUUACAGCAGUGGUGAGGAGCUGUGCCGAAAACUAGAGGAACUGCAGCAAUUUCUGAAACGAGAACCAGAACACGAAGAGGAAGUAGAUAUUCUCAACUUUAGUGAGCCGUUGAAAAUAAACAUUAAGAAAGAACAGGAGGAGAAACAAGAGGAGAUGAAGUUCUACUUGGCUUCCUUGCCUGCAUCAGAGUUUGUGAGGGACGCUGCAGAGAAGAUAGGGAUUUCUUUUCAACCUGCCGAGGUACAAAAGAAUGUUUAUGCAUCAGUAAUAGAAGAUAUGAUUUUAAAGGCCACUGAACAGCUGAUGAGUGACAUCCUGCGGCAAGCGCUGGCUGUGGCAUACCAGACAGCCCCUCACAACAGCAUCUCUGAUGCCUUCAUUCCCGGCAGGACUCCAAGAGAGAUCACAGUGAUGAAUAUUCACAAAGCCAUCUGUAAUAUUCCCUUUCUUGACUUCCUCACAAACAAACAUAUGAAGAUACUAAAUGAGGAACAAUGAAAUAGAGCAGAGAAGAUGCCACAGGAACAGUGGAUUUAUGACUGAAGUUGGGUUGACAAAUCCAGUAUUUCUAUAGGACACAAUUACAUACAUUUAUAACAUUGGGCUACUAGAUUGUUACCUCCAAUUAAAGAUGCACCUUAAUGCAACAAAAUGAUGCUCUUUUCCAAAUCAAGUUGUUAAAUGUCAGUGUUUACUUGGUAAGUGUAUGUUCAGUGGCUGAACAAACAUUGUCAGUUUGCAUUGAAUUGCUAGCUGUGAGACUCCACAGGCCUGGUCCCUCUGAGACAGCUGUAUUGAUGAGACUGAACUUUUUAUUUCUUUUUUUUUAAGAAAAGAAAUUGGUUUUUGAUGCAGUCUAUAUACACGUUGUGUCCCCAUGCAGUGGGCAGAACAGUUGCUUUGGCACUCUGAAUAUGAGAAAAGUCAAAUGCAGCUUUUAAAGGUGGGCCACUUCAGUAGAUGGGUGGGUUUAUUGGUUAGAUUUGGCUGGGGGGGAGCAGAAAGCUGAUGGCUGCAAGAAAUUCUGCCAGUCCUGCUUGAGCAUAAUAUGUGUGACUGAGAACACAGCUGGGUAGGCUUAUUGUUAGCUUAUGCAGCUAUGUAUCACCUAACUGAAUUCUUUGCCUCUCUAGAGGUGUCAGAUGCCACCUUUAUCACCUCAGAAGGGGUAGACUGGCACAUGCUCAGUGAAGAUGAGCAAACCAUGGUCAGGCUUGGGAAGAUUUGACUGACCACUUGUCCUGCAGGGGAAGGGAGAGGAGCAAGGACAGUAUUCCAUGUUUGUGGGCUUGGACUGGCUGAAAACCUUUGCUUGCCCAGUGAGUGCCUCCUUGGGCUGCCAGGAGGUUUGGAGUGUGUUGGAGGGCAGGUGGCCAGCUGUGUUGUACAAGUCUUUAUGUUUUGACAGCAUUCACUAAUGAUCAGCUUGGACUGUGAAGUGCUGUGGGAGCAGCACCACUUUGGCUUAAGUUCUGCUUAACACAGGCCUGAUAGGAUCAAAAAAUCAGAGAUUUUUCUGCUUGUGGGGAGCUCCUCUGAUGUCUUGACUGCAGGAAUAAGUUCUGCUACUAACCCCAGCACUUAACUGUCUCAGGAACAUCACUGAUGUAGGAGACGUGUCUGCAGCCUGUCUGUCAACACUUUGAUGAAGAAGGCUUUGCUGUCAACAUCUUGACCACCCCACACCCACCACCCCUUUGUCCUGCCCCAUGGGUGCUUGCUAGUAGUGUGAAUAAGCCAUUGUAAAGUUGGUGGGACUCCUGUUGGACUGUCAUGCUUUCAGGGUGCUUGUUUUGUGAGGCAGUGCUGUCAUGUGGGUUGAGCAUGGGUCAAACAGCCAGAACCUCCAAUGCGCUGAUCUCAGCUGGGUCUCUGAUCUGCUGCAUGGCCUUUGAUUUAAUCACUCUGUGCCUCAGUUUCCCCAUCUCUGAGCAUGGGGAGCAGGAUACCUACCUCACAGGGGUGUACUGAGGCCUCGCUCUUGUUGGUGCCGUGCUUUGACAAUACAAAGCCUUUUAUAAACAUUAAACUACAGUUAUCUUUCCUGGCCUGGGGUAGGAACAGAAAUCUUCAAAAUGUUAUCUUUUGGUGCUUUUUUGGGGCUAGAAGACAGGUGAUGGUAACUCCAGUAGUGUGUAGGAUCUGUGGAAGAUGGUUCAGUUGGUGGUUUCAGGCUUCCAAGGAGAGUAGUGUAGGUUUGAUGCAGUUCUUAAACUGAAGAGGGUACUGUGUACCUCAGAUGAGGCGCUGCCUGUCUUCACCUUUUAGAAUUAGGGUCUGCAGGAAGGCCCCUCUCAGUUCAUCAGAGCUAAUGGGGAGUUACAGUUUGCUUGAAUAUAAGAGUUGGCAGAACCUGACCCUUGAAUCAAGGAAGUGGGACCAGUGGAUGAAGUCCAAACAGCAUUCAGAGAAGGACUUAAAUGCCCCCUAGAAAGGGCAUUUUGGAUGCUCUGGAUUCAAAAGAUAAUCCUGACUUGCUCAGGUGAGCUGAGUGCAGGACUGCCUGCACGAGUAAAGUGCACAGCUUAGUCCUGACAGUUUUUCAGCUGAGGUCAGCGUGAAGGAGUCGAGCAGUGGUGAUUCUGAUUGAGCUCAGUGUUGAGAGUCGGGAGGAAUCCAGGUAGCUGGGGGACUGCAGGCCCCACACUUUAUUCGUAGGCUGUAGUGAACUCACAGUGCAUACUGCUUUCAGGCGCCUCUGUACACAGCUUUUACAAAAGAGAAGGGCAUUUUCAAGAUAUCUGUUGCUAUUGCUAUGACAGCCUGCAGGUUGUAUGGGAACAGCCUUUUGGGAAAACUCAGUCAUGCUAUGAUCUUCUGCAAUGACACAUGCAUUUCCAGCCCCCAUCUCUUGUGGGCUUAGUUUCUGGGAUUUUGAUACACCCAGAUCAGCUCUUGAGGAUGCAAGAGCUCAUCUUUGGGCAUCUGUUUGCAAAUUGUGGCUUCCUUGCCUGUGUCCUGCUUUUCUGUGAGGAAUGGAGUUUCGGAAUGAGUCCUGAACCUGGCCCUGAAGCAGGCAGGUAAUGCCCCUUGUUCUUAAUGGGGUUCUUGCAGAGGAGAUAUAUUGCUACAUUUCUGAGCAACCACAGGUUAUUCUCCUAGGAGAUGCUGUAUUAAUAAUAUAUAAAGUUUGCUGAAGAAAAAUAAACGUGUUAAAAGCAGAUAGAAAAUAACACAUUUGAUUAGUCCUUCAGAUAUAGAAAACAUUUGCAACGAGUUCUUUGAAUUUUGAAAAGUGGUGGGAGAAAAAUUUGUUGGCGAGAAGUUCCUGUGGGAAUUGCUUGGAGAUGAGUUAGAGGUGGUGAAAUUUCACGCACCCAUUCAGGUGUGUGUGGAACACUACAGAUAAUAUGGUGUGUUGAAAUGUUACGGUAUAUUUCUCUGGCUUUCUAAAGAGUCGAUACAAGUUAAAGAUCUCUUUACAAAUAUUGCCCCUAUUUGUAAUGCUGAGUGUUUAAAUCCUUCAUGUUAUCUGUAUUAUACUGUAUAAUUGUGUAAGAUACGUAUGUUUACAAUAAAUUCUUUUAUUAGCUGUGCUAG